CUUUGUUUAUUUUUUUAAUGUGGUGCUGAGGAUUGAACCUAGUGCCUCAUGCAAGCAAAGCAAGCGCUCAACCACUGAGCUACAACCCCAGCCCAUGCAUGAUCCUUUUAAUGUGUGCUAUAGUUUGUGUGUGGCCCCUUUGUUAGAGACAUUGUAUUGUAUUUUCUGUCUAGUUCUAUCUAUUAUUAAAUUUGCAGUAUAGAGGGCUAGGAGUGAAGCUCAGUGGUAGGGUGCUUACCUAGCAUACCCAAGGUUCUGGGCUUGAUCCCUAGCACUAAAAAGAGAAAAGAAAUUUUGCAGUGCAUUUUUCAAGGUCUGCAACUGUUAUUGUAGAAUUGUCCAUUUCUCCCUUCAAUUCUAUCAAUAUUUGCUUAAUGUGUUUUGGGAUCUCUGUUGUUUGGUGUGUAUAUAUUUAUCUUCUUUUAUGGUCAUGCUUAUUUUUUAAAUGUAAUUACUAAUUGUACAUGGUUAUGGGGUACAGUGAGAUAACUUGAUAUAAAUGUGUAAUGAUCAAAUUAGGUCAGUUAACUUUUCAUUUCUGUUAACUUUUUUGUGUGUGGUACUGAGGAUUGAACUCAGGAUUUCUCACAUAUUAGGCAAGGACUCUACCUCUGAACCAUACCUCUGGUCCAUUUUAUUGAAUUUUAUUUUGAUAUAGGAUUUCCCUGUGUUGCCAAGGCUGGCCUCAAAUUUGCAGUCUUCCUGCAUCAGCCUCUUGAGUAGCUGGGAUUACAAGCAUGUACCACCACACCAAGUUAUAUUUUUUAUGAACAGACAAUAAUCACAUUUAUGAGGUACAGUGUGAUACUUAAGUGCAUAAAUACAGCAUGUACUGAUCAAAUCAGAGUAAUAAACAUUUCCAUCUCCUUGUCACUACUUUGUGUUUGGAGACUUCAAGCUCCUCUCUUCUAGCUAUUUAUAUAAUAGAUUAUUGUGCACUAGCUAUAGUCACCCCACUGUGCUAUCAAACACUAGAACUUAUUACUCCUAUAUAAAUAUGUCACAUUUGCUAAAUGUCAUCUGAUGUCACUUUAUGCCCCCCUCCCCAGCCUCUAGUAACCACUCUUCUAUAUUCAGAUCAACUCUUUUAGCAUCCAUACAUCAGAGAGAAGAUGCAGCAUUUGUCUUUCUACGUCUGGAUUAUUUCACUUAACAUAAUAUCCUCUAGUUUCAUCUAUUUUACUAUAAAUGAUAGGAUGUCAUUAUUAAUCAUUCUAUCUUAUUGAAGAUUUGGCCUUUUUCUUAGUGUAAAAUAUCCUUUUUCUCCUGUAAUUUUUUUUUUUUGCUUAAAAUCUACUUUGUCAAGUAUUAUUAUAGUCAGCCUGCCCUUUUUUAGUUAUAUUUGCAUGGAAGAGCUUUUUCCAUCCUUCACUUUCAACCUACAUGUGAUUGGGGUAUCAAGUGAGUCUCUUAUAAUUGGCACAUACAGUUGGCCUUCAGUAUUCUUGGGUUCCACACCCAUGGAUUCAAUUAGCUGUAGAUUGUGGACUAUGUAGUUAGACCAGUGGUAGUUGUGUCUAUUCUAAACAUGUUCAUGUCUUUUUUCUUAUCAUGAUUCCCUAAAUGAUGCAGUAUGCUAACCACUUACAUAGGAUUUAUAUUGUAUUUAUACAUGAUAAGUAACCUAGAGAUAAUUUAAAUUUAAAGUAUGGGAGAACAAACAUAGGUUAUAUGCAAAUACAGUUCUGUUUUAUGUAAGGUAUUUGAGCUUCCACAUAGUUGGUAUCUGUGGAGGGAAGGGUGUCCUGGAACCAGUCCCUAGUGGACACCACAGACAGUUGUUUCAGACAAUUCAGUGGAGGGGCCAGUUUCCACCAUCGUCUGUGAGUACGCUCUGCUUUUAUUCCUAUUCUAAAAUUCUUGUGUUAUGAGAAAGAGACAGUUUUCUGUGUUUAAGAAAACAGUAUUGUUAAAAGUGUAACACAAAGGAUGUGAUCCAGCCCAGAACUAGGUUUAGCCCUAUAUUUAUAAGCUCUACUGCUUUAAUUGCAAAUGUGUAAAGGCAAGAGUACCUCCACUUGAGGGAAGAUGUAUAUCUUUUUCUUUCCUCACUGGAAAAAUGUUUUCUGGUAAAGCAAAAUUCAUUUUUAUUAUAGUAAUGGUUUCUAAAAAUUAAAAUAUAAACAAAAAGAUUGAAAAGAGGUGGAAUCUUCUGCUAACCAGAAGUAUUUUUAUCUAUUCACAGUCAUUCCUACUCCAUCCAUAACCCUACAAAGACUAUGUAUCUCUUAGUUAAUUAAUCAAUUAGUCAUUUAAUUCAAUAUUUACUGAGCACCUACUAUGUGCCAGCUCUGCUUUUAUGCCUGGGGAUUCUGUGGUAGAACAAACAGACAAAAAAAAAUUCAUGCCUCAUGGAACAUGCAUUCUAGUAAGGAAAUAAGAUUAAAUAAGUACAUAAAUAUGUUACAUAGCUUAAUGGUGCUAAGAAGAAUAAACAUGAAAAGUUGUAUGAAAUGUUUAGAGAUGUUGAGAUUUUAUUUUGAAUGGUCAAGAAGGUCUUCAAAGAGAAAGUGUCUUUUGAAUAAAGAUCCAAAAGAGAUAGAAAAGCUGGCCAUGCCAACACAGGAAUAAAGUGUGUACUUGCACCUGGCAGAGGGGAAAUCCAAAUAUAGCAGCAGUUUUGUGUGUUUAGGGACAGCAUCUGGGCCUUGACAGGAGCUGGAGAAGGAGGAAGGGAAGGGAAGUAGAAGAGAGUAGAUGAAAUGAGAACACUAGUAGGAGCUGAGCUAUGUCCCCCAGAACUUUGUAGGCCAUUGUAAGGCAGGGCUUUUCCUUGGAGAAAAAUUGGGGCCAUUGAAGAGUAUUGAGCCGAAGAACAGACAGGAUCUGACUGUACAGGAUUGCUCUUGAUGCUGCUCGGAAAAGGAUUUUAAGGUAACAAGGUCAGAGGCAAUGAAGCCACUGCAGAGGCUACUGCAGAAAUUGAGGCAAGGAAUGAUAAAGAGCAGAAGUGGGGAAGGGGGUUGAAUUCUGGGAGUGUUUAAAGGUAGAGGCAAUAGGAUUUGCUGAGGUCUAAACUUGGGCUGUGAAAGAGAGAGGAAAGCCAAGAAUAACCCUGUAUGAUUCAAAGAAUAGAACUGAAUGAAUUGAGGUGAGAAAGACUGUGGGAUGACCUAUUUUUGAAAGAAUAUGAAUAGCCCGGUUUGGCCAGGUCAGUUUUGAGAUGAAACAUGUGGGUAUGUCAAGCAGGCAACUGGAUAAUUGGAAACGGAGCUUAAGGCAAGGUGCAGGCUGGUUGUACAAAUAUAGAAGUCUUCAGCAUGAAGUUGGAUCCUAAUUCAGGGCUGAGUUAGGUCGCCUAAGGAGUGUUACUGGAAAAGAGUCCACAGUCUGAGCCCCAUAAGGGCUAGGGAGAGGAGAAAGAAUCAGUUUAAAAGACUGACAAGGAACAACUGGAAAGGUAGGAGAAAAAGCAGCCAGCAUGAUGCUCUGAAAGCCCACAAGAAGGUUGUCCAAGGAUAUAAGAGUACCUCUUAGCAUUCUUGCAUUACACAUAACGUUUCACCCAUUUGUUUCCUGACUAGUGCUGAGCCUUCCCCUUCAGCUAGAAAAAUGGCAGUGUUCAAGAAGUUAAAACUUCUUCUCUGGAAGAAUUUCAUCUUAAAGAAGCGGAGGAUUCUGAUGACAGUGCUUGAAAUCUUGAUGCCAUUACUAUUUUCUGCAGUUGUAUUGUAUCUUCGUUUUAAUAGUGUCCCAAGAAAAAGAGCUGCUACUAAUUACAGUGCAAUUGAUGUCAGUUCGCUGCCAGACUUCUUCCAUCAGUUUCCUGUGAAAAAUAAAUUUCAACUAGUUUAUAUCCCUUCCAAGAGUGAGACUUUGAAGGCUCUCACUGAAAUGGUGGAAGAUACUUUCGAUGUUGAGUUUGAAGUUCUAGGCUUUUCUUCCAUGUCUGUGUUUGAAAGUUACAAAAUUAAUGAUCCCAAAGCUUUCUACAUAUUGGUAGGAAUUGUUUUUGACCAUAACUUCAAUGACAGCAGGGAACCUUUGCCACUUGGGGUGAAGUAUAACUUGCGCUUCAGUUAUAUUCGGAGGAUUUUUGCAUCAAUGAAGCAUGCGUUUCUUCAAGAGGACUCCGAAGGCUGGUGCACAUCCUUUCUUUAUCCUCCUAACCUAAGCUAUGAACCCAGGGAAUUUGCAUUUACUGAUGGCGGAAUCCCUGGAUACUACAAAGAAGGCUUCCUGGGCAUACAGCAUGCUGUGGACAAAGCCAUUAUGCAUCACCAUGCUCGCAAUGCAUCAGCUGACAUAUUUGAGAGACUCAAUAUGCUCUUGCAGAGGUUCCCACAUGGGCCCCAUAUUCAGGACGGGUUCUUCCUGGUCCUUCAGAACGAGUUUCCACUGUUCCUCAUGCUCAGCUUUAUAUGCAUUGAGCUCAUCAUCAUCAAUACUGUCCUACUGGAGAAAGAGAGAAAACUGAAGGAAUAUAUGUAUAUGAUGGGAUUGAACAGCUGGCUGCACUGGGUUGCUUGGUUCAUCACAUUCUUCAUUUCUGUCUUCAUUGCUGUUUCUAUCAUGACCAUUCUCUUCUGCACAGAGGUGGAAAACAUGGUUGUGUUCAAGAAUAGUGAUCCUAGUUUGAUUUUUGUUUUUCUAAUGUGUUUUGCUGUUGCUACAAUUUUCUUUGCAUUCAUGAUCAGCACAUUCUUCCAAAGAGCACACGUUGGAACUGCCUCAGGAGGCAUCAUCUUCUUCUUCACCUACCUCCCCUACCUGUACCUCACAUUCAGCUACCACCAGAGGAGCUACUUUGAAAAGAUAACCUUUUGUCUCUUCUCAAAUGUUGCCAUGGCAAUGGGAGUCCACUUCAUCUCCAUGUUUGAGGCAAAAGGCACAGGCAUCCAAUGGAAGAACAUGGGCAGUAUCCGUGGAGAGUUUAGCUUCAUUCAGGUGAUGCUGAUGCUCCUGCUGGAUUCAUUAUUGUACUGUAUAAUAACCUGGUAUGUGGAAUCCGUCUUCCCAGGGAAGUUUGGGAUACCCAAGCCUUGGUACUUCUUUGCCAUGCCCUCCUACUGGCAUGGGAAGCCUAUUCCAGUUACACAUGCACUACUGGACAUGGGUGAUCCUAAUGAAGCUCCAAAAAAGGAGUUCAUACGAACUGAUCUGAUAAGAGGAAUUGAAAUCCAGCAUCUAUACAAGGUAUUUUACAGGAGAGGGAAUGCACACAUAGCAGUCAAAGAUCUGCGCAUGAAUCUGUACAGAGGUCAGAUCACUGUUCUUCUGGGACACAACGGAGCAGGAAAAACCACCACCUGCUCCAUGCUCACAGGUCUUAUUUCCCCUUCAAGUGGACAGGCAUAUAUCAAUGGAUAUGAGAUUUCAAAAGACAUGGUUCAAAUCAGGAAGAGCAUAGGCUGGUGCCCACAACACAAUAUCUUAUUUGAUAACUUCACAGUAGCAGAACAUCUUUUUUUUAUUGGGAGAUUGAAAGGCCUGUCUCAGCAGAAGUGCCCUGAAGAAGUCAAGCAGAUGCUGCACAUCCUCAAUCUGGAGGACAAGCGCAACUCACGGUCCAAGUUCCUGAGUGGGGGCAUGAAAUGCAAGCUGUCCAUCGGCAUCGCCCUCAUAGUAGGCUCCAAGGUGCUGAUGCUGGACGAACCCACCUCAGGCAUGGACGCCAUCUCCAGGAGGGCCAUCUGGGACCUUCUUCAGCAGCAGAAGAGUGACCGUACCAUCCUCCUGACCACCCACUUCAUGGACGAGGCUGACCUACUGGGGGACCGCAUUGCCAUCAUGGCCAAGGGGGAGCUGCAGUGCUGUGGGUCAUCACUGUUCCUCAAGCAGAAAUAUGGUGCAGGAUACUAUAUGACUUUACUGAGAAAUCCUUACUGUGACACAGAGAAGAUUUCUCAUCUUAUUUAUCAUCACAUACCAAAUGCAGUUAUGGAGUCCAGCGUUGGAGAAGAAUUAAUAUUUAUACUUCCUAAAGAGCAUUCACCCAGGUUUGAAUCUCUAUUUACUGACCUGGAAAUGAAGCAGACAGAGCUGGGAAUCACCAGCUUUGGGGCUUCUGUCACUACCAUGGAGGAAGUGUUCAUUAGGGUUUGUAUGUUGGCAGACUACAGUACAGAUAUUUCAGCCAAGAAGCAACCCUCUAUUCAUCCCCAUUCCCUGAUUAGCAGAGUUCCUGUUGAAAGAAUUAAAUAUCUUCAUUCAAGGAUCUUCUCAUUACAGACUGGUCUACCAAUCACACUAAACACUGGAUUCAGUCUUCUCUGCCAACAAUUCUACGCCAUGUUCCUGAAAAGGGUCAUAUAUUCUCGGCGCAACUGGAUGGUGAUGUUACCUGUACAGAUCUUGGUGCCUCUGGUGAUCAUUAUAUUAAGCCUCACAUUCUUCAACUUUAAAAUGAGGAGCAUGGGAAGUGUUCCCUUACAGUUGGCUCUAAAUACAUAUGGUCAGACUAUUGUUCCAUUCUUUGUUUCUCAGAAUUUCAAACUGGAUCCUCAACUUUCAGAUCAUUUUGCAAAUAUGCUUGUGGCUCAGGGAUAGAUUCCUCUGGAAGUCCCAGGUCCUGUAGAGGAGUUUCUAUUGAAAAAGGCAGAAGCGGAACCCGAGGACUUUAAUAGGCUGUAUGUGGUAGCAGUUUCCUUUGAAGAUGUAGAUAACCACACCAUAGUGAGAGGGCUGUUCAACAACCAGGCAUACCAUUCCCCUGCCUUGGCUCUGACUCUGGUGGACAAUUAUCUCUUCAAGUUGCUUUCUGGUGCCAGGGCUUCCAUUACCGUUUCCAACCCCCCUCAACCUCAGACAGCCAUGGAGUUCUCAGAGAAUGUCUUAUACCAGGGCCCUAAAGGACAUUAUCUUAUUAUCAACUUGCUUUUUGGAAUGGCUUUUUUAUCUAGCUCUUUUUCCAUGUUGACGGUCAGAGAAAGACGCAUUAAGGCCAAGCACAUCCAGUUCAUAAGUGGAGUUUACAUGGCUGCUUUCUGGUUCUCCGCUAUGCUGUGGGAUCUCCUGUCCUUCCUUGUCUGCACUCUGCUCCUGAUAGUGGUGUUUUUAUACUACAAGGAAGAAGCUUUUACACACCAUGAGAAUGUGCUGGCCAUGAUCUUGAUGUUGAUGCUGUAUAGCUGGGCUAUUAUCCCCUUCAUCUAUGUGAUCAGCUUCUCCUUUGACAGUGCUGGUAAUGCUUGUGUUAAGCUUGUCAUCAUGCUUACCUUCUUGAGCAUCGGCCCCAUUGUGCUUGUCUCAGUCACAGGUGAACAAGAGUUGGGCUACACAGAAAUCUCAGAGUCCUCGGAUCGUACUUUUCUAAUACUUCCAGGAUACUGUCUGGGGAUGGCUUUUUCCAACUUGUAUUACAACUUUGAACUACAAAAGUUUUGCAAUUCCAAGAAUCUGAGCCAGAUUGAGUGCAAAGAAGUUUCAGAAGGACAUGUGAUUCAAAAGAACAUCUAUGCCUGGGAAUCCCUUGGGAUAGGGAAAUAUCUGGCAGCCUUGGCUAUCUCAGGACCUUUGUACAUCAUCCUGCUUUUUCUUGUUGAAACCAAAGUGUUCAGGAGACUGAAAGCUAGGAUUUCUAACUUCUUCCUGAAGCAAAAGUGGUGAGCAAGAUUGCUCGCAGCAGCAUCAGUGCCUGAAGACCAAGAUGUAGAAGAGGAGGCAAAAACUGUCAGGACUUAUUUGGAAACGUUGCGAAAGACACAUCCACUAAUUGUUAAAGAAGUGUCGAAGGUCUAUAUCAAGAAGGUACCCCUGCUGGCUGUGAACAAAGUAUCCUUCACUGUUCAAGCUAAAGAAUGCUUUGGUCUUCUUGGAAUUAAUGGAGCUGGAAAGACUUCCAUUUUCAAAAUGCUGACAGGACAGAAGCCCAUCACCUGUGGGGAUGCAUUUAUUAGGGGUCUUAGCAUCAGCUCUGACCUAGGGAAGGUCCGGCAGUGGAUUGGUUACUGUCCUCAAUUUGAUGCCUUGCUGAGCUUCAUGACAGGCCGAGAGACACUGGUCAUGUAUGCCCGGAUCCGGGGCAUCCCGGAGCGCCACAUCAGUUCCUGUGUGGACCAGAUUCUUGAGGACUUAGUCAUGUUCGUGUAUGCAGACAAGCUGGUAAAGACCCACAGCGGUGGUAACAAGCGCAAAUUGAGCACGGCUAUUGCCCUCAUUGGAGAUCCUGCCGUCAUCUUCCUGGAUGAGCCGUCCACUGGCAUGGACCCUAUGGCCCGGCGCCUGCUCUGGGGCACUGUGGGAAAGGCCCGCGAGUCUGGCAAGGCCAUUGUCAUCACCUCCCACAGCAUGGAGGAGUGUGAGGCUUUGUGCACCUGGCUGGCCAUCAUGAUGCAGGGUCAGUUCAAGUGCCUGGGAAGCCCACAGCACCUCAAGAGCAAGUUUGGCAGCGGCUACUCCCUGCGGGCCAAAGUCCGAAGGGAAGGGCAGCAAGAAGCACUGGAGGAGUUCAAGGCAUUUGUAGACCUGACCUUUCCAGGCAGUGUCCUAGAAGAGGAGCACCAAGGCAUGGUCCACUACCACCUGCCUGGCAAUGACCUCAGCUGGGGGAAGGUGUUUGGCAUUCUGGAGCAAGCCAAGAAGAAGUACCUGUUGGAGGACUACUUGGUCAACCAGAUCUCCUUGGAGGACAUCUUCCUGAACUUCGCCAGUCUUGUGCCCCCUACUCAAGGAACAAUCCAACAAGAGCAAGCAGAGCCAGACAGGUCUUCAUCACCCUCACUGCCUUGCCCUCAGCCUUGCUCACCUCCCUCUCAGCCUCUCUUGCCUUCUUCAUCACCUCCUUCCCAGCCUCCCCUUCAAUCUCCCUCAUCUCUUUCUCAGUCGCCCUCACUGCCUUCCUCAGAACCAGUCCUAUGGUAA
This is a messenger RNA of Marmota monax (woodchuck), 8802 nucleotides long. Its product is annotated as ATP-binding cassette sub-family A member 17-like. The record is from RefSeq and is a predicted model, not a curated record. Gene Ontology annotation, molecular function: ATP hydrolysis activity; ATP binding; lipid carrier activity. Lineage: Eukaryota; Metazoa; Chordata; Mammalia; Rodentia; Sciuridae. Gene Ontology annotation, biological process: lipid transport; transmembrane transport. Gene Ontology annotation, cellular component: membrane; intracellular membrane-bounded organelle.